Messenger RNA from Manihot esculenta (cassava), 2991 nucleotides. RefSeq names its product bZIP transcription factor TRAB1. Gene Ontology annotation, molecular function: DNA-binding transcription factor activity. Lineage: Eukaryota; Viridiplantae; Streptophyta; Magnoliopsida; Malpighiales; Euphorbiaceae. The record is from RefSeq and is a predicted model, not a curated record. Gene Ontology annotation, biological process: positive regulation of DNA-templated transcription. The transcript is spliced from 4 exons. Gene Ontology annotation, cellular component: nucleus. Bases 1130 to 2620 code for a protein of 496 amino acids.
UUCCUUUUUUUCUUGUUUAUUUAAUUAUUUAUUUAUUGGGUUUUGUGUGGGUUUUCUUAGAACUUUGGGUUUUUCAUAUUCUUUUUUGUUUUUUUUUUUGUUUUUCCAUUUUGAUCUGAUAAUUGAUAACUUCUUAGUUGAUGGAGAGUUAUGGUGCUUGAACUUGGAUGUGGAUUGAUUUUUUUUUUUUUUUAGGGAUUUCUGGGUGGUGUUUUUGACGGUGAAAAUUGAAACCCAGUACUGGAAAUGGAUGGGGUUUGAUUCUUGUCUUUCUGCACUGGGUAGUGAUUAUUUUUUGGAAAAAAAUGGGUUACAUUAGGAUUUUUAACCUGGGGGUGGGGUCAAGUUUGAUUUUUAUUUGAAUUGGAUAUGUAAAGUUAUCAGAAACAGGGAUUUUUUUUUUUUUUUUUUUUUUUUUUUUUUUUGUGUAAAUUGAUGAGUUCUUGGAUCUGGAAUUGGAGAAUAACAUGUUCGAAGUUCAUGAGAUUUAAUUGAUCUGAAUCCAUUAGAUGGCUAUGCUGGACUGUUUGUUUGAUUUGAUUCUGGAGCUUUCUUAUACUUCAUACACCAUUUCAGAUUCUUGGAAAAGGGAUCUUUUUAUUUUCUCGUCCCCCUAUAAAUCUAUACUUGGUUUGUUUUCAUUUGAUGUACUUGUGCUCUUUUUGUUUUUAAUAACUUUUCCGAUUACUUCGAUUCUUUCUAUCAAAUUCUUGAGUAAUCAUUCUUCUCUAAACGCCUUGUUCUAUGGAUUCAACUCUUUCAAGCUAUAGUUCAGUUUUGUUUUAACUGAUUCUUGAAUAUGGGAUAUUUUGUGAAACUCUGGUCUUUCCCAAAUCCAACUCUUUUAAGCUAUAUCUCAGUGUUCAAUCGUUUUUUCCCAAAUUGGAUGCUUUGUGAAACUUGAACCUUUAUUUUACUCGUUUGAUGAUAACUUGUUGCCCUUGAGAUGGUGCAUCACUUGAGUUCAUUUCAUUUUUAAUGUUCUUUGAGCUCUUUUAUACUUCAGCCAGUUCUGCUUCUGUCGUACAGAAUUUAUAGAAUUUAUAGUUAUAUUCUGCUGUAGUUUAAUGUUCAUGGUUGUUAGGAAUUGGUUCUUGAAAUUUCAUGAUUUUGGAUUGAAAAUGUAAGCAUGCUAAUUCUUUGCUCCCUGUUUACUUCAUUUGGUGAAUACUUGGAUCUCAAUCUGAAGCAAACAAGCUGGAAGGAGUGGGAUUUCAUUUUGAUCUGCUUAAAUUGGAAAAAAGGUUCAACUCUAUUUGGUUACCUGUUGCUGUUACCACUAUUGUCAAGAAUGGGAUCUCAUAUGAACUUCAAGAACUUUGGUAAUGCCCCAACUGGGGAGGGGAGUAGUGCAAAGCCACCAGGGAGUUCCCUUUUAAUUCGCCAGCCUUCAGUUUACUCAUUGACCUUUGAUGAGUUUCAAAACACAUGGGGCGGAGGACCUGGGAAGGAUUUUGGAUCAAUGAACAUGGAGGAGCUAUUGAAAAACAUAUGGACAGCUGAAGAGACUCAGGCAAUGACAAGUUCUGUUAGUGCUGAAAAAGGCAGUGUCCCUGGUGGGAAUUUGCAGAGACAGGGAUCUUUAACUUUGCCCAGGACACUAAGUCAGAAGACUGUUGACGAGGUUUGGAAAGACUUGAUGAAAGACAUCAAUAUUGGUGCUAAAGAUGGGAGCAACAUGGGAUCAAAUGUGCCUCAGAGACAACAGACUUUGAGAGAGAUGACUUUGGAGGAGUUCUUGGCUAGGGCAGGGGUUGUGAGAGAGGACACUCAGCUAAUUGGAGGGACAAAUAAUAAUGGAUUCUUUGAUGAAUUCUCGCGUCUAGAUAAUAAUGGCCAUACCAAUAGUAACUAUAAUACAGGUUUAGCUCUUGGGUUUCAGCAGCCAAAUCAAAACAAUGGACUUGUGGGAACAAGAAUAGUGGAAAACAAUAAUGGCAUAGUUGCUAGUCAGCCUGCAAAUUUAGCCCUGAAUGUUGGUGGGAUCAGAUCCUCUCAGCCACUACCUCAGCAGCAGCUGCAUCAGAAUCGGCUGCAGCAGCAGCAGCAGCAGCAACCACUCUUCCCCAAGCCCACAAAUGUGGCUUUUGCAUCUCCUAUGCAUUUAGUAAACAGUGCUCAGCUAGCCAGCCCAGGAGUGAGGAGCUCAGUUGUUGGAAUUACAGACCCAUCUAUGAACAAUAAUUUAGUUCAUGGUGGAGGAAUGGGAAUGGUUGGUUUAGGAGCUGGGGCUGUUACAGUUGCAACGGGAUCACCCACAAGUCAGAUAUCACCAGAUAUGAUCACAAGAAGUAAUGCAGAUACCCCUUCCGUGUCACCAGUUCCUAACAUGUUUGGCCGGGGAAGAAAAGCCGGUGCAGCGUUGGAGAAGGUAAUUGAGAGAAGACACCGGAGAAUGAUAAAAAAUAGGGAGUCAGCUGCAAGGUCACGGGCUCGCAAGCAAGCCUAUACAUUGGAGCUAGAAGCAGAAGUUGCAAAACUUAAAGAACUGAACCAAGAGUUGCGGAGCAAACAGGAUGAAAUUAUGGAAAUGCAGAAAAAUCAGUUUCUAGAGACGAUAAAUCGGCAAUGGGGAUCAAAGAGGCAGUGCUUGAGGAGGACACUAACAGGCCCUUGGUAGAGGUUCAUAUAUUGAUUGUGGAUUGCAGCAGGAGAGGAACACCCAGUGUUGGCCAUUUGUGUGGUGCAAGGAUUGGAGGGUCUGCAGCUUUGACUUGUAUCUUAUGCUCUGAAUUGAAGGUUAGAUAGCUGUAUGUAUAGGAACAGAGGGUUGAGUUGUAAAUUAUGACUUGAAAUUAGUUUUUACACUAUAGAUGAAACUUUAUUGUUAGUGUCAUCUCUAUUUUCUUGUCAUUUCUUGGUAGAGGACAUGUAGGAUAGGGAAGCUAGUGUGCUAGAGGGUGUUACACUGUUAGCUUAAUAAGUUGGGUUAGUUUCUAAAACACUAAAAGACCUCGUCUUAUAAAUGACAUCUUUGUUUACUUUUGGCAA